CGCGUGCCCCGGGCACUGCCGCCCACUGCCACCAUGCUGGACCUCAGCCACAACGCCCUGACCCGGCUCCACGACCGCUGGCUGGCCGCCCUCCCGCACCUCGAGGCCCUCCACAUCAGCCACAACCAGAUUAAGGACCUCUCUCCGCAGGCUUUCCACAAUGCCUCCUACCUGCGGCACCUCGACAUGUCCUCCAACCACCUGCAUGCUGUCGAGACGCACUACUUUGAGGCACUGGUGAGCUUGGAGGAGCUUCUGCUCUACAACAACCGCAUUACGCGCGUGGAUGAGAAUGCCUUCACCAAACUGAGUGGCCUGCGGAAAGUCUACCUGAGCUGGAACAACCUGACCACCUUCCCCUUCCACUCGGUGCAGGGGCUGGGAAACUACAGCCUCCGCACGCUGGACCUCUCCUCCAACAGCCUGAGCAGCAUCCCCGUGGAGGAGCUGGCGGCUCUGCCCGAAAAUAUCAGGAACGGCUUGUACCUGCACAACAACCCCAUCAGGUGCAGCUGCCCGCUCUACCUGAUGCUCCAGCACUGGAAGCAGCGAGGUUUCAGCUCAGUGAAGGAUUUCUUUGAGGAACACACCUGCAAGGUGUCUGACAACGUGCCCCGGUCCCUGAUCAAGUUCCUCAAAUACAGCCACAUGUUUGAGAACUGCUCAGCAGGCCCCGAAGACGUGCACCCCUUGCCCUUCCCCGUGAUGGUGGGCCAGACCCUCCUGCUCGCCUGCAACACCAGCCUGCCGGCCACGGCCACCACCUACAUGUGGAUCUCCCCUCACCACGAGCCUAUCAAACACCCGGGGAACAGCAACCGCUCCUUGGAGGUCUACCGCAACGGCAGCCUGAAGAUCGCAGCAGCCAAGCCUUGGCAUUCAGGGGUCUACGUAGGCUUGGCCAUCAACAGCCCCCGCAAUUUCAGCAGGCUGUGUGAAGUCAACGUGACGGUCCAGUACCCCAAGCCAGACGGGGAGACCUUCAGCACCGGCCUCACGACCCUGCUGGGGUGCAUCGUGAGCCUGCUGCUUGUGCUCAUCUACUUGUACCUCACACCCUGCCGCUGCCUGAGCUGCUGCAAGAAUCCGCCGCAGGAGUGCAGUGCCCAGUCCUCCAUCCUCAGCGCCACUCCCCCCGCCACCGACGGGCCAAACCGCAAGGUCAGCACCAACAAGCAUGUGGUCUUCCUUGAGCCCGUCAGGGAGACGCAGAACGGCAAGAUCCGCCUGGCCCUCGGCGAGGACUUCCCUGACCCCAAGCACCCCAAGGUCCUGCAGCUCAAGUCAGACUCUGAGUCUAUCAGCUCCGUCUUUUCGGACACCCCCAUUGUGUCGUAG
Molecule: messenger RNA, 1338 nt
Organism: Cariama cristata (Red-legged seriema)
Lineage: Eukaryota; Metazoa; Chordata; Aves; Cariamiformes; Cariamidae
Gene: AMIGO3
Product: adhesion molecule with Ig-like domain 3
Biological process (GO): brain development
Molecular function (GO): protein binding
Source: RefSeq, a predicted model, not a curated record